Messenger RNA from Lathyrus oleraceus (garden pea), 2140 nucleotides. Its product is annotated as vacuolar-processing enzyme. The record is from RefSeq and is a predicted model, not a curated record. Bases 332 to 1780 code for a protein of 482 amino acids. The transcript has 9 exons. Gene Ontology annotation, molecular function: cysteine-type endopeptidase activity. Lineage: Eukaryota; Viridiplantae; Streptophyta; Magnoliopsida; Fabales; Fabaceae. Gene Ontology annotation, biological process: vacuolar protein processing.
AAUAAAGAAGUGAUUCAUACUCAGCCAACAUUUUCCAAUUAAAGAAAACGGAAAAAGCAUAAACAACAUAUCAAACAAGCAAACUUGUUCCACUAAAAGACAUCCUAUACUAGGUUGGUUCAAAUUAUACACGCGUAUACACAACCGUUCCUUAUACUAACUCAACAUUUCAACGUGUCACUCUCUAGUUUUGCAUGUCACUUUGUCUUUAACUAAUCAAUUCCUCAACAAGCCUCUCGUAGCUUCCUCUCUUUUUAUGAGUUUCUAAUUUCGCUUUCUCUCUAUACCGCUUGAUCAAUUUCACUCUGUUUUUCUCUUUCUCACCAAAAACAUGUUUUCCGAUGUUCUUUUGUUGCUGUUGUUGACGACCUUGCACGGUUCAGUCGCAAGACCGAACCGGUUGGAGUGGGAGUCGGUGAUUAGAUUACCGAGCGAACCGGUCGGUCCUGACGUCGAUGAAACUGGAACCCGAUGGGCGGUUCUCGUGGCUGGUUCGAAUGGUUACGGCAAUUACAGGCACCAAGCAGAUGUGUGCCAUGCAUACCAGUUGCUAAUAAAAGGUGGAGUGAAAGAAGAAAACAUAGUGGUGUUUAUGUAUGAUGAUAUUGCUAACAACGAGUUGAAUCCUAGGCCUGGGGUUAUCAUCAACCAUCCACAAGGACCCAAUGUUUAUGAUGGAGUUCCUAAGGAUUACACUGGUGACUACGUGACAGCAGAGAAUCUAUACGCUGUUAUUCUUGGAGACAAGAGUAAAGUUAGGGGUGGAAGUGGCAAGGUCAUCAACAGCAAAGCAGAGGAUAGAAUAUUUAUAUAUUACUCUGAUCAUGGAGGCCCUGGAGUUCUUGGGAUGCCAAAUAUGCCAUAUGUAUAUGCUAUGGAUUUUAUUGAUGUUUUGAACAAGAAACAUGCGUCUAGAGGUUACAAAAAGAUGGUUAUAUAUGUGGAAGCUUGUGAAAGUGGUAGCGUUUUCGAGGGUAUAAUGCCAAAGGAUAUAAAUGUUUAUGUCACAACUGCGUCGAAUGCACAAGAGAGCAGUUGGGGAACUUACUGUCCCGGUGUGGAUCCUGCUCCACCUCCAGAGUACAUCACUUGCCUCGGCGAUUUGUAUAGUGUUGCUUGGAUGGAAGAUAGUGAGUCGCACAAUCUAAAAAGGGAAACGGUGAAACAACAAUACAUGUCGGUGAAGGAACGGACUUCAAAUUACAACAACUACGCAUUAGGUUCUCAUGUGAUGCAGUACGGCGAUACCAAUAUAACCGAUGAAAAGCUUUAUUUAUACCAUGGUUUUGAUCCUGCGACGGUGAACCUUCCUCCAAACAAUGGCAUGUUAGAAGCUAAAAUUGAAGUUGUAAACCAAAGAGAUGCAGAGAUUCUCUUCAUGUGGCAAAUGUAUCGGAGAUUAGACGAUCAAACCGAAAAGAAGAGAGACAUUCUCGAGAAGAUUUCGGAGACAGUGAAACAUAGGAAUCAUUUAGAUGGUAGUGUGGAAUUGAUUGGAGUUUUAUUGUUUGGUCCAACAAAAGGCUCUUCAGUUCUACAAUCAGUUAGAGCUUCUGGUUUGCCUCUUGUCGAUGACUGGGAAUGCCUAAAAUCAAGGGUUCGGGUGUUCGAAACUCAUUGCGGGUCACUGACUCAGUAUGGGAUGAAACACAUGCGGGCAUUUGCGAACAUUUGCAACCGCGGUAUUUCCGAGGAUUCGAUGGAGGAGGCAUGUAUGGCAGCAUGUGGUGGUUAUGAUGCAGGGCUAUUACAUCCAUCUAACAAAGGUUAUAGUGCUUGAUUUUGGGUGGUUUGUGCUUCUUGUGUAAGAUUAAAACCUGUUCUCUAAAGGCUAUAAUGUGUAUUAUUUGUGUUUGGUUGUGAAAGAGAAAGCAUGGGCAUAGGGUAAGGUAGAAAGUAUUGGAUAUAUGAAUAGAAUGGGAAAGGAAUCACAACUCAAUCCAGCACAAGAUUUGUGAGAAUGGUGGAGAGGAUGAGUUUUUUAAAGUAUUUGGCAAUGUAUAUAUACUAGUAUAUGUGUAAUAGUUUUCAGAUAAAUAAGACAAAUUAAUUAGGAUAUUAGCCUAUUAAUAUAUUAAGGAUAUUUAGAUGUAUUAUUGGUUUGGCUGAUAAGAGGCAUUAAUAUAAUUAUCUUAUUAUA